Molecule: messenger RNA, 627 nt
Organism: Cylindrotheca closterium
Lineage: Eukaryota; Bacillariophyta; Bacillariophyceae; Bacillariales; Bacillariaceae
Source: the annotation of a GenBank genome assembly
AUGAAGCUUCCUGGAAUUGCCCUACUUGUCCUUGGCGUCUCGUCAUCCAUCCGCUCGUCUGCUGGCUUCGUUUCUCCAUCGAUCAAGGCAGUUGCCGGAAGGAACACGCAACAACAAUUGUUCAAGAACUUGUUCGGCACUGCUGCUGGUUCCAGUAAGUACCCCGUCAUGGCAGAAGAAUCUGUCAUGGGUCCAAAGGCACACGGAACCAGUGAAAAGCCAGUCCAAAAGGACUUGAAAUGGAACUGCGACUUUGAAGUUGCCGACCGCAUCUGCAACUUCAAUCGUCACUACGCCGAGUAUGCAGGUUACUGGCAAACCACCGAUUUCAUCAAGAGUAUCAAGGAAGAGGAACAGCCAAUCAAGUUCUACGAUUCUGUCACUGGUGCCCACCUAUUCACUGCCCCCGUUGGACGAACAAUGGAGGAAUUCCUCAAAGAGAGCCAAGGUCAUGGUUGGCCCUCAUUCCGUGACGACGAAGUCAACUGGGAUUACGUGCGCUGUUUGAAUAACGGAGAAUGCAUUUCCACAACUGGUACCCACCUUGGUCACAAUCUCCCCGAUGGCAGCGGAAACAGAUAUUGCAUCAAUUUGGUCAGCGUUGCAGGAACUCCAGAAGAAGACUAA